Molecule: messenger RNA, 1965 nt
Organism: Vanderwaltozyma polyspora DSM 70294
Lineage: Eukaryota; Fungi; Ascomycota; Saccharomycetes; Saccharomycetales; Saccharomycetaceae
Gene: ATG13
Product: serine/threonine protein kinase regulatory subunit ATG13
Exons: 1
Coding region: 1-1965 (654 amino acids)
Biological process (GO): piecemeal microautophagy of the nucleus; autophagosome assembly; protein localization to phagophore assembly site
Cellular component (GO): extrinsic component of membrane; Atg1/ULK1 kinase complex; phagophore assembly site
Source: RefSeq, a predicted model, not a curated record
AUGGCUCCACAUAAUUGUGAUAGAGAGUUGAUUGAUUUAAUACAUAAUUUUUUCCUACGAUCGACUUUAUUAAUAUGUUCGUCAAAAUUAAACAAAAAUCAACAUUUAUUGGAAGAAAUACAAAAAUUUGAUUCAGACUUAAAUGAAAAACCUGAUUUACCUAAAACUAUUAAUGAAUGGUUCCAUGAUGAAAAUGAAAGGAAUCUCCCACCAUUGGUAAUUGAGACUUUGCUAGAUUUAAAGAAGUUAUCGCCUAAUCAUUUUGUUACAUUAAGAGAUGAUGACGGGAAUGUUUGGAAUGUUUGUAAAGGCACAAAAAAGUCAGAAAUUGUACUGGAAAGAUGGCUAAUAGAAUUGGAUAAUACAUCCGCAGCAUUUCAAUCAUAUAGAGGAACGAUUGACUCUACUGGUGAAAUUAGAAAACAAAUUGUGCUACUCGCCCGUUAUUUAGUAACGUUGAUUCAAAUUCUGCCUAGUAAUGAGUUGGAAGAAAAUUUGACCAAAAAUAGCACUAAUUUAAUAUUGUCAUUAAAACGUAAGGUAAUCGAUGGUUCAAAACCAAUAUUAUCAAAGGGUAGAAUAGGUUUAAGCAAACCUAUUAUUAGUACAUACUCAAAUGUCAUUAAUGAAAGAAAUAUACCACCUCAUCUUGAACAGAGGAAAAUCACACCUGUAUAUACGCCAUUAGGGCUAUUGAGAAUAUCAGUUUCUUUCCGCCAUGAUUGUCGAUUUGAAGUUAAUCAAUCUACAGAUUCGUCUGAUAAUGUAGCUUCAAAUACUACAAAUAUCCAUCAACAUUUAGAACCAUUGCAUAACAAAAAUUAUACAAACACGUCUCUUUCUAUUUCUCCCCAUUCGCAUAUUGCACUGGCAUCAUCAUCUGAAAGAAAUUCAAUAGGUAAGAAAGACUUGAAUUCAAAGCCAAUUCACCCCUUCAAGACCGGUUCUGUAGGAAGCUGCACCAUCAAUCAAAGUCAAGCUAUGAUCAGGACAACAUCAAAUCCAUCUGUAAUAGCAACAUUAAGAGCACAGAGAUCAAGAAAUGAUUCCAUAUCCUGUCAAAGUCAAUUGGAAGAUAUUCAGCUUGAAAGCACAAGUGUUGGUAGUGGAUCAAAAUACUCUUCUUCAUUUGGUAGGAUUCGCCGGCACUCAAGUGUCAAGUCCUCAGAAAAUGUUGAGAAGCCUAUAAGGUUGGUUAAACAGUCCAAUGCUCCUACAGAUGAUUUGUUGGACUUUGUUAAAAUGAUGGAUGAGAAACAGGAGCUAAGAAUAACGAAAUGUAAUAUCAGCAGCAAUAACGCUGAUAUUUCGAACUCCAUCUUACGUUUUCAAAAGUUAAAGUCAUCUAACGAAAUAUUAAGUGAGGAUCUUUCAAUGAGUGUUUCAUUAGAAGGUGUGAAUGCAAGCAUGCACAGGCGUUCGUCGGUUUCACACUCUCCAAUACCGUCCGUAUCGCCCCCUGUUCAGUAUCCAUCCAUUCCCUCAAGGUUGUCGAAAACUAAUCUACAAGAGCAAGAUACCUUUAAGACUGCAGUAGUGAGCAGAAGAAAUUCAGUUGAAAAAUCAAAAAUUAAUAUUUCACAACCCAAAACAACAGGAAGAAUUGAAAAUGAACUAGUUGACAAGCCUCUUUUUAAUGAGGAACAUGAAUCAAAGGGGGAAGAAUUACUGGCUUCUGGAAUUAUUGGGCCAAGUUUUAAGCGCUCGACAUCCCCUCAUUCGAUUGAAAGUGUUUCAAGUUUAAUUUCGAAAACUAAAAUUGCAUUUCAGCAACCCUCCUAUUACUCUCAUCCUACAACAGCAGCAGUUCCUGCGUAUGCAAAGCUUCACAGGCCUUCAGUUCUUUCGACUGAUGUUUUGUCAGAAGAUCAAAAUAAAAAGGUGGUGCAAGAUUUAAAUAAUAAUAAGGAUGAAGAUGAUGAGCUACUAUUUUUUAUGAGUGAUAUGAAUUUAUCAAAAAUUUGA